UUCCACAAUGAAACUCCUGCUGAUUUUUGCUGCCCUGGUGGCAGGCGUCUUCACUGAAAGGACAUUUAUUGGAGACCAAGUGCUGAGGAUCAAGGCAAAGAGCUAUGAUGAAAUUAAUCAACUUCAGGCCUUAGAAACAUUGGCACACCUGCAGCUUGACUUCUGGGCUGAGCCUCAUAACCCUGACAUCCCAGUCGAUAUCAGAGUCCCCUUUGAAAAUCUUCAGUCAGUGAAGGUUUACCUGGAAUCCAACAACUUUGAGUACUCUAUCAUGAUCGAAGACCUGCAGAAAGUGAUUGAUGAAGAAAAACAAGAGAUGGAAAUGAACGCACGCAAGGAACGUAACUCCGGCACUUUCAACUACGGGGCUUACCAUAGCCUGGACACUCUGUACAAUACCAUCAGCAGCAUUGCUCAAGACUACAGCUCUUUGGUUACCAGACAACAGAUCGGAACUUCUUAUGAAGGACGCCCCAUUUAUGUCCUUAAGUUCAGCACUGGUACCAACCGCCCAGGUAUCUGGGUCGAUGCUGGAAUUCAUGCCAGAGAGUGGGUCACCCAAGCUACUGCCCUGUGGACUGCACACAAGCUUGCCUCAGACUAUGGAAAGGAUGCAUCCGUCACCUCUCUACUGAAUAGCCACGAUGUGUUUCUCCUGGUUGUCACUAAUCCUGACGGAUAUGUUUACUCUCACUCUGCUGACCGUAUGUGGCGUAAAACUCGUUCAGUUAACUCUGGCAGUAGGUGUUAUGGUGUAGAUCCUAACAGAAAUUGGGAUGCAGGAUUUGGAGGGCCAGGAGCCAGCAGUGAUCCGUGCUCUGACACUUACCGUGGGCCCAGAGCAGAGUCUGAAGUUGAGGUUAAAGCUGUUGCAGACUUUAUCAGAGCACAUGGAAGGAUCAAGGGCUUCAUUAGCAUCCACAGCUACUCCCAGUAUCUCCUCAUCCCCUACGGAUACAAGUGCACAAACCCUGCUGACUACACUGAGCUGAUGAACGUGGGCAGAGCAGCAACAAGCUCUCUGAGCUCCUUGUACGGCACAAAGUACACUGUUGGUACUAUCUGCACCACCAUCUACCAAUCUAGUGGUGGAAGUAUAGACUGGACCUAUGAUCUGGGAAUCAAGUACUCCUUUGCCUUUGAGCUACGUGACACUGGGCGCUAUGGUUUUCUGCUUCCAACCACUCAGAUCCUGCCCACAGCUCAGGAAACUUGGCUGGGCUUAAAGAAGAUCGUGGAGCACAUCCGAGACAACCCCUACUAAAAACAAACAAGACCAAAGUGUGCAGUGUAUGUUCUAAACCUUUGUAUUUCUAUGGCAAGAGCCUAAUAAAGAACAAAGUCAAUCAUA
Messenger RNA from Bombina bombina (fire-bellied toad), 1351 nucleotides. RefSeq names its product carboxypeptidase A2. Gene Ontology annotation, molecular function: zinc ion binding; metallocarboxypeptidase activity. The transcript is spliced from 11 exons. The coding region runs from base 8 to 1264 and encodes 418 amino acids. NCBI's taxonomy places the organism in Eukaryota, Metazoa, Chordata, Amphibia, Anura, Bombinatoridae. The record is from RefSeq and is a predicted model, not a curated record. Gene Ontology annotation, biological process: proteolysis.